Cyclopterus lumpus (lumpfish) is the source of this 4349-nucleotide messenger RNA. It is a transcript of the gene zdhhc20b, whose product is annotated as zinc finger DHHC-type palmitoyltransferase 20b. Gene Ontology annotation, cellular component: Golgi apparatus; endoplasmic reticulum. Gene Ontology annotation, biological process: protein targeting to membrane; synaptic vesicle maturation; peptidyl-L-cysteine S-palmitoylation. The transcript is spliced from 14 exons. The coding region runs from base 31 to 1155 and encodes 374 amino acids. NCBI's taxonomy places the organism in Eukaryota, Metazoa, Chordata, Actinopteri, Perciformes, Cyclopteridae. The record is from RefSeq and is a predicted model, not a curated record. Gene Ontology annotation, molecular function: protein-cysteine S-palmitoyltransferase activity.
ACUCCCUUUUUCCCCAGUAGAGGGAGAAAGAUGGCGCCCACGCACGUACUGAGAUGCUGUCAACGGGGCUUAGCAUGGAUACCUGUGAUUUUUAUCGCCCUGGUCGUCUGCUGGUCGUACUACGCGUAUGUGGUGGAGCUUUGUUUAUUCACCAUCCUCAGUAUAGGAGAGCAGAUUGUCUACCUGAUCUUCUUCCACCUCUCUUUCAUCAUGUUUGUAUGGUCUUACUGGAAGACCAUUUUCACCCAGCCUGCGAACCCCUCCAAAGAGUUCUGCCUGCCCAAAGCUGACAAGGAGAGCUACGAGAAGGAAGAGAGGCCCGAGACCCAGCAAGAGAUCCUGUGGAGAGCCGCCACCAGUCUGCCGAUGUACACCCGCACAGGAGCCGGAGCAAUCCGGUAUUGUGACCGUUGUCAAGUGAUCAAGCCCGACCGGUGUCAUCACUGCUCCGCAUGUGACAUGUGUGUGCUAAAGAUGGACCACCAUUGUCCCUGGGUGAACAACUGUGUCGGAUUCUCCAACUACAAGUUUUUCAUCCUCUUCCUGGCUUACUCGCUGGUGUACUGCUUAUUCAUUGCGGCCACCGUACUGCAAUAUUUCAUAAAGUUCUGGACACUUUGCCGGAGGAAAUCGGCAGAGAACUGCCCAAAGAAUGACACUCACGCCAAAUUCCAUGUCUUGUUUCUCUUUUUUGUGGCGGCCAUGUUCUGCAUCAGUAUUCUGUCCCUCUUCACCUACCACCUGUGGCUUGUAGGGAAGAACAGGUCCACUAUAGAGGCAUUCAGAGCACCAGUCUUUAGGACGGGCUCCGAUAAGAACGGCUUCUCUCUCGGUUUCCGGAAGAAUAUCGCUCAGGUCUUUGGGGACCAGAAGAAGUACUGGCUGCUGCCGAUCUUCACCAGUCAGGGAGAUGGUCUGACGUUCCCCGCACGGCUGGUCAACGCAGCAGAUGUAGAGCAGGCCACAGUGACCCCGCGGCCGGAGCCCAGUAAAAGUGCUGCCGAUGAUGUCUCUGUGAGCCCCGUCGGAGAGUCACAGAACCGCCUCCUGUGCAACGACCAGCAUGCCAACAACAUCGGAGACCAUCAGGCUAAUAACACCCUCAAGUCAGCUGAAAGUGAAACUAUUACAAUCUCCGUGGAGAGCGAGUCCUAACCAGGAGAAACUCUGCAGUCGUCUAAUAUGAUGCCUUAACAGUUUAGUUUGUCACCAUGGCAACAGUCUCCCAGCGCAACCCCAUCCCUACAGACACAUUCAGAGUAACUAUGGAAAUGCAAUUUUUUUUUUUAUUUCGCACAGUACAGAAAUGCAUCUAUGGCAUUGCUGUUUUCUGCAUGUGGUGUCGUAAGCAAAUCUCACACCUACUCUCAUUGGACAUGUGAUACAAGCUUGUUCCUUCUCACACCACAACGCACAUACACACAUAUGCUAAUACUCAUACGUUCAACUGUACACAUAUUUCCUUGUGUUUACUUUGGUGGAGAAUUUACUGACGAGUGAAGCAUUUACUGACGAUGAGAAAAUUCAAGAAUCCCAGAUGGAAUAUGAGCUACUUUUGGUGUUUUUAAUGAGAAACUUUUUGAUGCCAAAAGCUUCCCGGGUGCACCAGGACUCACAUAUAGGCAACAAGCUGCAGUGAAAAGUGGGCGAACAUGCUCGAGCAGUGCGUUUUUUUGAAAGGCAGUACAUCCCGAGGAGAUGGAUCAGUAUGAUUCUUUUCUUUUCAUAAUGUUGGAGCGCAUCUGUGGUCCGCAACUUUUUCAGAUGGAUGUGUCCCACCAAAAACCUGGACUAUCUUACAGAGCACUCUCCUGCAUGAUUCAGUGGACGGAACCAGUGCACAACAGCAAGGACUGUAGCUGGGUUUUGGAUAUCAGAGCACAAGGUGGUGCAUUUGCACUUUGUAGAUUAUCAAUGUCCAUCAAACAAUGUGCUGCUUUAAAAAAAAAAAAAUCCUGUCCAAAAAGCAUCCCAGGUGUAACGGAUGUUGGAUGCUCAUGUGAUUAUGGCGUGUUGUUUGUAAGAAUUUGUACAACAGUUGAAGUGGCAGUCUUUAUUUUUUAAGAACUAACAGCAACUAAAAGAAUCCCCUUUUAAUAUGUUUUUUUUUGCCAACUUGUGUUAAAACAUGUUGCUUCUAAAUGACCUGGAAGAUGCAUUUCAAACAGUGCAGUAUCCGUCCCAACCCUUUCUUUUCCGAGUCAUAUGUUAGUAUGUCAUAUGCCGAUCAGUGAUUCUUACCCCGCGACGUCUACAGACUGUUAUUCUACAGCUUAGUGUUUCAGCCUUUACUAAGACACCAACACUCAUUGCCAAAUAAGGGCUGACCUGUCAGGAGCUCUGACCUCUGAACCUGAAGUGUUUACAACAUCCAAGCUUUAUCUUAAACUCACUGGUCAGUGUUAUCAUAACCAAAUUCUCAAGUCGUGGUGGCGCAAUAUUUUAUACAAGGUGUGUCUGUCCCUCCUGCCUGUAGCGGGUCAUGAUGUCCUUGCAAUACCAGUGCUGGCCGGUAGGUGGCGACACAUUCCCUGUUUUCUGCCCUCCUUCAGAUGGAGCUUUUUCCGAACUUGAUCAACAUGUGGCUCAGGGCUCAAUUCACUUUCAGUCUAAUCUGCAGGUGCAGCUUUCAUCAGAAUGACAUUUUGUUUUCAUGGGAUUAAUACGCAUUAUUUUCCUGAUAUCUUUUGAAAUGGAAGUGAAUUGAACCCAUCAGAUCAAAUGUAAAAGAGAGGUGUGGACUACAGCUUCUUCUCACCUGGUCUACUCGGUAUGUACUUGGGAGUCGGCUCAGUGUUGUGACCUUGAACUGUUAAAUGAGUCUCAGCUUGUGUAAAACGGUGAACUGUCUUGUGUCGGUGUUGAACAUCCGGGGUUGUGUCAGUGAUCUGUAAAUGAAGAAUUUUUUCAUGACUGCACAUGUUGAUAUCUGUUAAAUAAUGGACCAUUUUGUCAGUGUAACCAAAUAACAACUGUUAAGGAUUUAGUUACAUCCUUUCCCAGGGAAUUUUUCUUUUUUAUAUGCAACGUUCCGAUUCACAUUGGAGGGAUGCCCGGCAAGUUCCUGAUGUCCAUCAUUGCUCGUGUCUGACUGAUCACAUCCCUGACUGUUGCUGGAAGAGCCUCCUGCUAACUAGAUCCCACCCGGGUUUGGUGGUUUACACGUUUACAGCUGUUUCUAUCGUGGAGAGUGAGUUAGUGGUGUUGUACUGUGUGUGUGUGUGUGUGUGUGUGUGUUUUUGGUAAUCAUUGUCACAGUAUUGAUGGAUGUACCACAGACGGGACAGUGGGGGCAUAUAUUCAAAUAAUGGGGUGUUAAGAACAGCCCGUUCUUUGGACUUCAUGUCAACGUUUUAUCCUUCCAAUCAUGUUUGACCUUUUGAGCCCAAGUGUAUUAACAAUUACUCUUUGCAAACCAGAAAUUGGAGGACAUUUGUUAACUUGUGUAUCAUGCUUAUGGGGGCUAAGUAUCAGAAUAACACUGUGGUUCAAUCUCAAUUUAGCAGAUUAAAUUACUGUCAAGAGUUCAUGAUUCCAGCCAACGUUCUGUUCCAAUCAUGUGUCGAUCUUUUCUAACCCUCACACUUCACACAUUUAGUUUUAAAUAAAAUGUGUAUGAUUUGCAUCAUCUGUUAGGAGCUCGUUCCGCUCAUCACUUAUGGCCACUGAUUUUUGAAACAUUGGACCUGUCGUCUUGUUUUACAAAAUGCCUAUAUUCUCUCUCUGGGCUGUUCGGCCUUCAGACUAAAGUGUGUGUUUUGUAGUGCUUAAUUGAGUGUUCUUUUGUAAUAUUGUCUUGGAAGAAAUGCUUCUGUGCAGCCAUGAGAUUUUUACAUGUCAGUAUACAUACAUAACGUCUGACUAAUGCUCAAAAGUAUGACACCUAAAUUGUGUAAAAAUGUGUUUUGCCACAAUAAUUGGGGUUAUAGUGUUAAAACAAACAUUGGGGUUUUUUUUUUUUUUCAAUUAUUGCUAGUUGAGUCAUGUUUUAAAUGUAGCUUUACUCUGGUUUGUCUCAACUUUAUAAACAAAGCCAUAAGUCCUGCUGUGAAACAUAGGAAGGAUCUGAAUUGUUUUUUUGAAAAAGAUUAACCAUUUUACAUCUGUUUUCAUAAUGCAGAUGUAUUAUAACUUGCUUAUAGCUACACUUUUUUUUUGUUUCCUUUUGUUACAAUGUCCUAUUUUACAAUGUGUGUGUGUGUAUAUAUAUUGAUAAUGUAAGAAAAAGACUACAUAUAUAUUUUUCUUGUCUGAUUAAUUUUACUGUUCCUAUUUUGUGAAUGAAGCAAAUGCCUCUACACACUUAACGUGAACAUAACAAUAAAUGGUUUUUUUAAACCUUCCGCCUA